AUGCAAGUGCAGGUUCUCGGCUGCACUUUCCUCACGCUGUCAGAUCAUGAGGAAAGUACUGCCGAGAACCGGCAGUUGUCAGAGCGGGGAUCAGCACCGAUCAUCAGGGCACUGAUGAUCAGUGCCCUGAUGAUCGGUGCCCAGCAGUGCCACCCGCAAGUUCCGCCCACCUGUGCCCAGCAAUCACCCACCUGUGCCCAGCAGUGCACCCACCUGUGCCCAGCAGUGCACCCACCUGUGCCACUCUGCAGUGUCACACACCUGUGCCCAGAAGUGCCACCCACCUGUGCCCACCAGUGCCACCCACCUGUGCCCACCCACCUGUGCCCACCCACCAGU
Staurois parvus is the source of this 339-nucleotide messenger RNA. The record is from the annotation of a GenBank genome assembly. NCBI's taxonomy places the organism in Eukaryota, Metazoa, Chordata, Amphibia, Anura, Ranidae.